Molecule: messenger RNA, 2394 nt
Organism: Paramecium pentaurelia
Lineage: Eukaryota; Ciliophora; Oligohymenophorea; Peniculida; Parameciidae
Source: the annotation of a GenBank genome assembly
AUGUCAUCCUAAAUAUUUAAAGUAGAAUGUCCUAUACACAAAUCUGAAGCAAUAGCAAUUAAUUUAAAUCCUAACAUAUAAUUGUCAGAAAUGAUGUAGUGUAUAUAUUGUUUAGUUGGUAAUACAUCUAGAUUAAUUAUCCCAAUAAGAGACAUUAAAAAUUUUAUUGAGAAUUUCAUUACUUUACAAAAAUAGAAGAGUGAUGAAAUUAAUCAACUCAAAGAAACUUACUUGAUUCAAUUAUUAAACAAUUUGAGUAAAAUGAAAAAAGAAAUCGUAAAUAUUUUUGACAAUGGAAUCAAUAUAAUACAAACUUAAUUAUAAUUUAAUAGAGAAGAAGAGGAGAAAUUGAAAAAUAACAAAGGAAUAGGAGAUGUUAGUAUUAAUUAACAGAUCUAAUAGAUUAUAGAGUAUUAAUACAGUUACUGUUAGCAAUAAAAUAAAUUAAAUGAUUUGAUCUUUAUACAAUCUCUUUCUAAAGAGCUUCAAUAGAUUAAUAAUUUUGAUGGAAUUCAAAAUUGUUUAGAUCUUUUGUGUGAUUUUUAAAAAUAGUAUUAAAUGAAAAAUAAAUUAAAUAUAAUUGAUAAAUUACUAUUGAAAGAAUGUGAUAAAUAAAUAUUAAGUGUAAAUUCAAGUGAAACACCAAAAUUGAAUCUAGUAUGUUAACAUCAUUAAAAGGAAAUAAUAAUGAUAGAUAUGAAUGAGAAUGUUGAUAAAUCAAUGAGAUUGUGUUGCAUAGAAUGUAUGCCAGAAAUAUAUUGGUCAUUAACUAAAUGCAAGGAAAAAUGGAAGAUAUUUGAAUAAAAAAAGAGAAUUUAUUUUUAAUAAUAAAUUUUUGAUAUGGAAGUGUAAUAUAAAUAAAUACGAGAUCAAAAUAAGAAAAUAGAAUAAUAAAUUAUAGAUUAAUUAAAAGGAAUAAGAAUAUAAUUUGAAGAUACUUUGGCUAUAAAUAAACAAAAAAUCUAUUCUAAUAUUAAUAUAUAAAAUGAAGAUUGGAUAAAUUUAAAUUAAGAUUAAAUAUUGGAAAGAGUAGAAAUAUUGAUUUAAUCAGAAGAAUCUUAAAAUCAGAUAAUUCAUAAUGAAUAUUAAUAAAUUACUGAUUAUGCUUUAAAAUUAUUAUAAGAAUAAAUAAAAGAGUUAAAAGUUUAAUAAUAACAUUUAUAUGAUAAUUUAAGAUCAACAUUAUGUCAUUCAUAAGAAAUUAGUAAAUCAGCUAGUUCUUCAGAUGAAAGUUACUUAAAUGAUAAUGAUUAUUAAAUACAUAAAAAUGUAAACUCAUUUAGAAAUAACUAAAAAUUAUAAGAAUUAAUAUAAAUUCAAUCUUAGGAAUCACAAAUGAUGAUUUAAAGAAUUUAGAAUGAUAGUAACUUUUCAUCUCCUAAUUGUUUUGAUGAUAUUCAAAUUGAUAAAGAGAAUAUUGAUUAUAAAGAAUAAUGUAUGAUAUAAUACUAAAUUAUAAGUAAGUAUUCAUAAAUAUAAAAUUGUUAUGCAAUAUCUUUUAAUUUUGAUUAAACUAUAAUGAUUAGUGGAUGUCAAAAUGAUAUAGCUAUUUGGUAAUUUAAUGAUGGGAAGAUAUAACAUAUAAUAGAUCUUUAAGGUCAUUCAAAUCAAGUUAUAUCACUUAAAUUUAGUGCUAAUAAGAAUGAAUUUGUUUCUGGUAGUACUGAUAAAUCUAUUAGAUAUUGGGAACUAAUCAAUAAUAUUUGGGUAUGCAAAUAAGUACUUUUAGGACAUAAAAGAUAGAUUGAUUGUUUAUUAAUGAGUAAUAAAAAUAACCAAAUAUUAUCAUGUAGUUGUGAUAAAACAAUAAGGAUUUGGACAAAAAAUCAAUAAUCUUAAUGGUUUCAAGUACAAAAUUUAACUAAUCAUUCUGCUUAUGUUAGAUGUAUAAGUCUUAAUAAAUCAUAAAAUUUACUUGUUUCUUGUGGGGAAGAUAAAUUGAUAUUAAUAUGGGAACUGAAUAAAUCUAAAGUAUGGAAUUUAAUAUAAAGUAUUAAAAAUGAUGAUUUUGGUUAUAGAAUUUGUUUUAUUGAUGAUCUAAAAAUAGCAUGGUAACCAAGAAGUUAAAAUAUAACUUUUUUCUAUGAAUAUGAUAAAAAUACAAAUUAAUUUGAAUUAGAUUAACAUCAUAUAGUAUUAUAAUAAUCUAGUGAGGGUUACUAAAACUUUUUCCCUUCUAUAUAUAAUGAAGAAAAAUAGGUUCUUAUAAAUAAACAUGGAUAGUUUGUUUAUAUAAUGAAAAUGAAUUUGUCACAUAAUUUAGAGAUCUCCCAAAUAAUAGAUAUAGGUCAUUAUUGUAAUUAUGGUUCAUUGACUAAUAAUGGUUAAUUUUUAGUGAUAUGGGAUGAAAAAUCAAAAUGCUUGUAAGUUAGAUAAGCCACAUUUAAAAAAUGA